GGAACAUACUGAACACGUCAUCGAAAAUGGCUUAUACAUUAGUAGUGAAGUUAGCCAAGGGAAAAAGAUUUCUGUAACUGGCGAUAAAAUGAAUGAAUAAAAAAUAAUGACAGUUGUGUGACAUAUUUGUCAAAUAAAAAACAAAAUUAAUUUUAUUUGCUGCUAUAGAUAAUGUAAUAUACAAUCGUCGACAGUACAGGGAAAUUAUUCUGUGAUUGUGACAUUGCUAGUGUAAAUCGUUUAUUGAAAAUGCUAAGUGUAGGACUAAUUUUUAUAAUUUUUUAGAAUUAAUUUUGAACUGUUAUUUAUUAAUGUACAUAAUACUGGAGAAAUCUAGGAUUUUGAUGUAAUAGAACUUGGUAAAUAGGGUUAGCAGUUGUUUUUCCAAUUCGGUGAAAUGGCAACGUCUUGCGAUACAAAAAAAAGUCCUCAAUUAAAUAAAAUUAAAUUAAAAGUAGUGAAUAGUACGGUUACUGCAAGUGAUUCUGAUGCUAGUGUCGAAACUAACAGUUUGAGCGCUGAAAGUGCUACUGAACAAAAUCAAACCUUACAAAAUGAGAAGAAGAAAAAGAAAACAAGACGUGGUUCAGAAUGGGAGAUAAUGGAAGGACUCAAAGAUGGACAGAGAUUUGAAAAUAGACCCAAUCCAUUUAAUGGUUAUCUGCAUAAGAAAAGGAAGUGGCCUCUUAAAGGAUGGCAUAAGCGUUACUUUAUGAUAGAUAAAGGCAUCUUGGUAUAUGGGAAGGGUCCCAACGAAAUAAACAAAGGUAAAAUUCAUGGUACUCUCGACAUAGGCUUGUCUGUGAUAUCAACCAAACAAAAAAGAAGACGUAUAGAUAUUGAUGCCGAAGAAUUUAUCUACCAUUUGAAAACGAAAAGUGAUGAGACUUUUACAAGUUGGGUUCAACAAUUAACCGCACAUAGGCUUUAUAGGCAGCAUAUUUUGACUUACGGCACUAACGUUGGCGCAUUAUUUAAGCCAGUUGAUGUUCUUAAUACAAUUUCAAGAACUCCGGAAAUUUUAAGUCGAGAUGGAAGUUUAACGAGGGGUUUGAAACCGCCAAAUGGGAGUAGACUGAAUGUUGUGAUUCAAGAGUCUCUAAACAAUCUGGAUCAAGCUCAACGUGACGCUAGCAACAUAGAACAGAAUAUUUCAAAGUUGAGCAGACUGUUACAACAAAUCGAAAGCAGUAAUCCUAUUGUGAUUGAGGUAAAUAAUGCAACUGAAACUGUUUCUCCCAAUGUCAAAAAAGACAGAAGGAAGUUUGGAUUAAAGAAGAAGAAAUCAGCUUCCUCCAAAGGAGGUAGUGUAGAUUUAACUAUCCAAUUAAGUGGCGCUAAAUCUGGUACCGGCACUGAUAAUGAUAAUAUUUCUCCACUUUCGGUAAAUUCUUUUUCUGGUUUAUCAACUUCCACCCCUGCCAACUUUACUACUUUACCUAUUCCAAUAAAUACCGGAGCACCUACUCCCACACCUGACAGUUUGAGCAAUGUAGACGCCAUAUCUCUUUCAGCGGAAAAUCAAAUGAGGGAGGAUUUCAUUACACUAUCUAAACAAGUUAUAGCUAGUUUAAAAACGUUAACGUUCAGUCUAAGUACGGAGAGGGAACGUUUAAGAUCGGCCUUAGAGACAGAAAUGCAAGUUCCUUCGAAUGCAACAAAUCAAAGCAUAGUUACAUUGAAAAAUAGUCUGAAUCAGGUGCUACAACAGAAUACGGAUCUUAGAAGUAGAUUAGUUAAAAUUCACGAAGCCUCCGACUUAGCCGAUUUAUCUAGUGUCGAAAAUCUAUUAGAAAAUCAAGCGAAUCAUCGCAACUAUACGGCCUCCUUAAGCUACAGCUCCUCUUGUGUGAGUGCUACCGAGUUCUUUGAUGCAGAAGAACUGCCUCCUGAUCCGUCCAAAUAUCCUCCCGGAGAUGAGGCUGAAGUGAGGACAAGAUCAGAAACUAGUUCAGAAGGAGGGUCUUUGAGUAGCGAAGGUGAAGGUAGUAUAAGUUCGGAGGAGUCCGAACUCGGAGGAGAAUUGGAUACUGAAAAUUCUGUUGACGUUAGGGAAUCUCAAGGCUUAACUGGUCGUCGAACCAACUUGCCUGCCCCUCGCCCCCCAACGGAAGGUUUAUCACUUUGGAAUUUAUUGAGUCGAAAUAUUGGCAAAGACUUAUCACAGAUCAGCAUGCCGGUUGCUCUCAACGAACCCCUCAAUGUUUUACAGAGACUCUGUGAGGAAUUGGAGUAUUCUGAGUUAUUAGAUCGUGCUGCUAGCAUAGACGAUCCUUAUGAACGAAUGGUGGAAAUAGCCGCUUUUGCCGUGUCCAGUUAUGCCAGUACCUUCAGUAGGGCCGGAAAUAAGCCGUUCAAUCCUUUGCUAGGUGAGACAUACGAAUGCAUCAGGGAAGAUAAAGGAUUCCGUUUUAUUUCCGAGCAAGUUUCGCAUCAUCCUCCUGUCAGUGCAUGUCAUGCAGAAAGUACCAGUUUCACAUUUUGGCAGGAUGCUAGAGUAAAGACGAAAUUUUGGGGGAAAAGCAUGGAAUUUCAACCGUUGGGUACUGUAAACGUUUUAUUACCAAAAACUGGUGAUCUUUACACUUGGAACAAAGUAACAACGUGUGUACAUAAUUUGUUUAGUAAUCAACGGUGGGUAGAUCAAUACGGAGAACUAAGAAUUACCAAUGGCAGGAUUACAUGUAAAUUGACGUUUAAUAAAGCUAGUUAUUGGUCUGCAAAAAGACACGAGAUUGUAGGGGCAGUAUACGAUGAAUCAGGCCAACCGGUUCACAAACUGUUUGGAAAAUGGUCAGAAUCUUUAUAUUGCGGUGUUGCUCCAUCAGCUAGAUGUAUUUGGCGUGCUGGUAAUUUACCUCCUAAUCACGAACAUUACUACGGUUUUACAAGAUUUGCCAUAGAGUUAAACGAAUUGGGUCCUGAUUCUAAUUUAUUACCACCUACUGAUACUCGUUUUAGGCCGGAUCAGCGAGCUCUCGAAGAAGGCGACCUUAUCACGGCCGAAAACCUUAAAUUGCAGUUAGAAAGUAUGCAAAGGGAAAGGAGGAAACGUAGGGAAGAAUUAAACAUAAAGUAUGAACCUCGAUGGUUCUCUAAUUCAAAGGAUGAUACCUGGCAGUACAACGGAAAAUAUUGGGACAUACGUAAAAAUCAGGGUUUCGUGAAUUUACAAUUUGAAUCACUGUGGUGACCUGUGAUUCGUUUUUUUAGUCUAUUUAAGGAUUGUUUUCAAUGAAUUACUAUUUUCUUCCGGUUAUAGGAUCAACGGUUUAUUUUAUUCAUUCCCAUUGUACUAUUUAUAAGAAUUGUGUUUAGAAGCUGGUUAACUAUUAAUAUAUUAUUAAAAAAGAUAGACAAUGAGAGAAUUAGGUGUAAUUGAUUAAAAAAUUGGUCCAUUUUUCGUAAUAUUAUACAUUGAGUCCACUGAGAUAUGUUUUUAGAAACUGUUUUGUUGAAAUAGUUGUAUUUAGAUAAAAAUCCUAUAAAAAACUUGGUUUAAGAUGGUUGAGAAUUUUAAUUUUUCUGUUUUUAUUUUAUAUAGUUGUUAUAUGGAACAUUUUUGUAAUAGAAAAUGUUGGAUGUGUCUUUGUUUUUCAAUACAGUAAGACCCCGCUUAACGCGUAGGAUACGUUCCAUAAAUGUAGAGUGUAAUGCGAAACAGUGCUAAUGAGGUAAUCUUAACAUGUAAAUAAUGGGGUUAGAGGAAGAUUGAUAGAAAAUUGCUUAUGUAUUGAAUUUAAAUAAAACCAAAUAUUUAUCAUACAAAAAUAAAAACAAUAUACUUAUAAAAACGGAUAAAAUUCUAAGUAAUACAGAUUAUUUAGCUUAUUCUGUGUUUCUAAUUUUGUGCCUUAUUAUUGAAAAGGCAUUUAAUGUAGUUUCCGGUUGCAUUUUGCGUUCUGUUAGAAGUUGUUGAUAAAGCAUUUAUAAAACCCCAUUUUGUUUUUGAAUUGGUCUAUAAUUUCGGUUAUAGUGGUCAAACUCCUUUUUAUAAAUGCUAUCGAAAGUUCUUUAUGCUUUUUUUCGAAAUCACUAUUACCUGCUUAAAUGUUCGCCGCAAGUAAUAAUCCUUAAAAUUGGAUAUAACGCCUUGGUCCACUGGAUGAAUUAGGGCAAUUAUUUUAGGCGUCAAUAAAAUCAUUUCGACCGGUAUGUAUGUUGUUAAGUCUGAUAAAUUUGUUGGGUGGACUUGGAGCAUUAUCAAUUAAUAGUAGUGCUCUUUGUUCAUGUUUUUUUAAUUUCAUGAUAACGUUUAACAGACGAACAGAAUGUUCAGUGAUAUAAUCCAGGAACAUUUCCGCAUUUAUCCAUUUUCAUAGUUAUUAGAAUAUCAGAGGUAAAGAUGAUUUAGAUAUGCCUUUCAUCUCUCUUGGGUUUUUGGAAUGAUAAACUAAUAGUGGUUUUAAUUUUAAAUCUCCUCUCGCGUUACCACACAGUAGAAGUGUUAAGCGAUCUUUUGCAGAAUUAAAUCCUAGUGCUCGUUUCUCUUCACGGGAUAGAAAUGCGUCCGUACAGCAACGCACCAAAAACGAAAUACAACUACAUAUUUGGAAACCUAGCACUGCACAUAAUUUCGGGGAAUCCCCGAGUUGAAAUAAAACAGCGCUAAAAGACAAAGCGUUAAGUGGGAUCUUACUGUAUGACAUUUGUUAUGUUUAUGGAAUAAAUAUAGUUUUAUUGAUUGAUUUAAUGUUAGUAAUUUUAAAAGGUGUUGCAGAAUUUGGCAGAAAAAUUCUUAAAAUGCAGAUUAUCACUAUCCUGAUCAAAGAUCUUCUCAUCACUUCACUUUCAUGUGCCUUUUCAAGCAUUGAAUUCUUUAAUAAUUGGGAGUUUCUGAAAUUGUACACACUGUUUCACUACACCAUACCUACACUGCCAAGCUCUUUGAGUUUGAAAUGAACCAGUGACCUAUGGACAUUUUUAAGGACCAGACAUCAUUGUGAAUGAUGGUGUAAUGGUACUAAGCGAUGUUUAACCACAUUUUGGCAUUUUAAUAGAGUAAAGACAAAAUUUAGGAAGGAAAGUAUAAAAUUUCAACUAUUGUGCACUGUAAACUUUUUAUUAGAAAAAACUGGUUUGUUCAGUUAUCAAUGGGAUGUAGAUCUAUAUGAAAAACUACAAAUAACCAUUGGUAGAUUUACCUGUAAAUUGACGUUUAAUAAAGCUAACUAUUGCGAAAACACACAAGGCAUGACUCUUAAGUUGCUCAAAAUUUUUUGAAUAAAUUUUCGAAUGAGGGAUCAACGAUGGGUAGGUCAAUACGGAGAACUACGAAUUACCAAUGGCAGGAUUACUUGUGAAUUAACGUUUAAUAAAACUAGUUAUUAGUCUGCAAAAAGACACGAGGUACGUUUCUUGAAUUACUCAAAAUUUAAAAGAUUUUAUGUAGAAAUUGUUUUGACAAACUUGAUUUCGAAAUUCUUCAAUAAUCUCAGCAUGUUUAAUAAAGCUAAUUAUUGAGGUCUCAAGGUACUUUUCUUAAGUUGCUUAAUAUUUUUUGUAGAAAUUCUCGAAUCAGUGGCCUAUGGUAGGUUCUAAGAACCAAACGGUGUAAUUGUGAAUUGAAUAUAAUUGAGCAUUGGAUUAAUCUAAGCACAUUUUUUCUCAUUUUUAACAAAUUUUUUUAUAUUUUUCAAUGGUCUACCUUUUCUUCUCAAAUGAAUCUCAAGUGCUGUUCUGUUUUGGUUUAUAUACUUUCUACAUAUCGUCGACUCAAGUCGCAAACCUUGUAACUACAUAGAACUUAAUUUCAUAAUAGACACAAAAAACUUAGAAUGACAGAAAUGACAUGAAGAUAUAAACUGUUCAUAGAUUUUUUUGAGUCUUUACGAAUGUUUCUGUUAGAUGCGUUCAGAUUUAAUGGUAUCAAAAUGUUUAUAAAGAAAAAUAAAACGGAGUUACGUGGUUUGCGACUUAAAUCAGUUCCAUUGACAUAUCUCAUUAUUUUUAUUUGACUAUAAGUGUAAUUUUUUGUUUAUAUAGCUUAUUUAUUUAUCACAAGCACAUUUAAAACAAAGAUUUUUGAUAGAAGUGAUAGUUUGUCCUGCCAAAAACCAUUUGAUAAUCUGAAAUAUUAUAGAAUAGCUACAACUGUACUAAAAACAUGGUCUGACCCAACAAUAAUUCAAGUAUUUCAAAAUUGAUGAAAGUUUUAACGUGCAUAAAUAAGAUAUUUUCAAGUGUCCGCACCCCGUUUUAAGUAUAGUUGCAGCUGUGAUAUAAAAUUUCACAUUUUCAAUUUGAUUGUUCUAAGAAAAUAUUGAAGGUUUCUGUAAGUUUAAAAAAAUAUCUUUCGCUAUUUAAUCGUCAUAAUUUUUUUUUAUUCAUUUUAUCUAAUUUGUAACGAGUUUGUCGCAUACUUUUAUUCAUCUGAAACACCUUAUCAUAUACAACUAUACAACUAUGAUGAAAUUUCAGUAUAUUUUCAUUUUUUGCUAUUAGAUUGGCAAAAGUUUUUCAAAUUUGAUAGAUGAUAGUUAUUCAAAAAUAUUGUAAAUGUCCUCUAACCUAGUUAUUGUAGAGGGUGUUGAAUGUGCAAUAUGAGAAACCAGUGAGAUAUUGAUUAAGGCUUAUUUUUAAACGAAUAAUGCUUUUUUGGUAUUGCUACUUAAGAAUCAUAUUUAGAAACACUUUUCAAGCGUUUUUGUAAAAAUAUAGAAACAAAUUACUCAAAAGUCUCACAAAAACUUUGAUUUUUAAGAAUUAUUUCAAGAUUUUUUUUCAAAUAUAUUUAUAAAUAUUGUAUUUAUUAAAUUUUAUUAGCAAUAAUUGUAUAAUAAAUGCCUGUGAACUAGCUUUAGAGAUGUUCAAGCAAAAUGCUAUUGUUUUUAGGUAUAUGUACCACAAGAAAUCAAUUAUAGAGUAAAAAAAUGCAUAUUUAAAAAAUUGUUAUAAUAAAAAUCAAUUUUUCUUUCUAGUCAUUAAAGUUAAUCUGUUAAAUUUUAUAAAGUGUUAUUUAUAUUGUGGUUGAAGCGUUCAGGAAUACCGUGUACUUCCAAAUACUCUUAAUGCAAUACAAUAUGUGUGAUACUGAUCCUAAUAGCGUUGAUUCUGAAUAUUUAUGUUAUAAUUGAUUCUCGCAAACCUUUAUAAUCACAAAUAGUUGUCCAGUUUAUGUUGGAAGCACUGUAUAUGAACUGAAUUUUAUUAACCACAUUAUUAUAUUCUGUCCAUUUAUUCAUAAAAAGCUGUUUGGCUUGAAAUAGAAAAUUCAACCACGACAUACCUGAAACAUCCGUCAUAUACGAGUUUUGUGAGCAAAAUAUGAAUUUAUCUGAAUAGUUCAGGAGGAAUCGGCGCAUGAAUACCGAAAAUUAUUAACACCUUAUUUUUUUAUGCUAUCCUCUUCAAAUUGCCCUACUGAUGAUAUAAUGCAUAUUGCCCAACCCCAUUUCAUAUUGUUUAAACCGAUUUCAAUUGCAAGGAAUUGUUCCUUUUCAACCAGACAAUUUCUUUUAUAUUAUUUAUUGAAAUACAAAUAAAAAAGUCCUAUGAAUUUUUGAAGGUUCGAAAAAUAUCGAAUUUGAGUACUUUUGACACAUGAAAAAUAUAUUUAGGAACAAAAAUUAAAUACAAAUAAUAUUUUUUUUUCGAAUCAUAAUUGAUAUUUUUAUACCGAUAAUCAAAAGAUAACGUUGGUUUAUACUUAUACUAUACUAUACAUCUAUGAAUGGGGUUUUGAUCAACACACAUUUGAUUUUCUUCUAUACUUAUCUUAUUGAAACAAAUUAUUUCUGCAACCCCUUCGAGAUUGUUAAAAGAUCAUAUUUUUUUCAAAACCCGUAAAUGAUCGUGAAGACUCAAUGCGAGGCAGCUGACAUUUUGGAUUCUGAACUUUUUAUGGAAAACAAUUUUUUGUAUAAUAAACAUGUCGAUACUAAUAAGCAUCAAAGGCUCAAGCUAUGGAAGUAAAAGAGUUAGCUGCUUUUUAGUACUGUUCCAAUUGAUAUAUUGAUAAGAACAACUGUCUUUGAAAAUAAAAAAAAAUGUUCGUUUAUGAAUCCAUGAAUUCAUUUAUGAAAAUUGUAUAUUUUAUGACUACUACAUAUAAAAUACAAUUGAUACAAUGUGAAAAUGAUAUUCUUUGCGUCUUUGUUGCCAUAUCUUCUCUUUAUCUAUUUAAUUUCUUAAUCUUUAAUUUAUUAAUCUCUAUCUAAUUUUCUUUUCUUUGACUUCCCGAUUUUUGCAUUUCAUGAAGUGGUUAGUAUUAAUGUUUAUUUUUCGUUUCACAGCUGCUUUUAAGAAUCCAAAGAGCCACUUGGUAAUCAGAAUAAAGUACUAUUAUCUGAAAAGGGUUUACAAUUUAGUUUAGAAAUAAUUGUUUCUCGUAUUUUACAUGUUAUAAUCUGGAAACUCUUAAGUUGAGUGUUUUUUAGGCCGUUUAAUACGUUUAAUUUCAACAUAUUUAUAAACGAACAUAUUUCAAAAUUUUGUAGGUAAAAUAAAUAAUACAAUCAAUGAUGGGUUAUUUUACUUAUAAUUGUAAUUGAAAUAUGAUUGAAAUGAAAUUGUGACAAUAAUAUCAGUAGCAUCCAUUCAUUCUUUUAGAAAAAUAGGAAUUUGAUAAUACAUCAAUCAAGUUGAAUGUUUUUGAACUAAAAUCUCAUUUGUUUUUUGUUGUGCAAUACUGUUUUUAUCUUUGCUUGAUUUGGAGUAUUAUUAAAACUCUUAUUACUUUUUUAAUAAAUGUUUAUAAAACGCACCUUUCUCCCUGUAUACCAAAAUUUUUCCUUUUUGUUACUUACUCUGGUGAUGGCCAAUAAAUGUUACCUGCAAUUA
Molecule: messenger RNA, 8781 nt
Organism: Diorhabda carinulata
Lineage: Eukaryota; Metazoa; Arthropoda; Insecta; Coleoptera; Chrysomelidae
Product: oxysterol-binding protein-related protein 3-like
Exons: 12
Coding region: 398-3193 (931 amino acids)
Cellular component (GO): perinuclear endoplasmic reticulum; cytosol; intracellular membrane-bounded organelle
Molecular function (GO): cholesterol binding
Source: RefSeq, a predicted model, not a curated record